CGAAACCUUAUGCAAACCCCACCCAAAAUUUAUUGAUGUCAGGGCAAUUACAUGAGAGGAGAGGCAUGGACACGCAACCGUGAGGAGAGAGAAACAGAGGCCAUGAACAAAAGUCACUUGACCAUGUAGAGAGAGAGAGUGAGGAGCCAUGGUUAUGGAAGUGAGAAAAGGUCCUUAUAGGGCAUGAAGCAUGGACCAGAAAAUGCUCGUCCAAAGUCGCAAAACACCUGCAUUCGAUUGGGAGACACAAGCUUAAGGGAACUGGGCAAAGGGUAUAAUCCGAGAGAGAGAGAACCCAAAACCCCAACAUGGAGAACCCAUCUCAAAGAACCAGAGCCAGCAUCAUUGAUGGCUUGGGGGAAGAAAUAAUCAGAAUAGUGACCCCUGUUUCUAUCUGCAUGUUCCUUGUAGUCUUACUGGUCUGUAUCAUUAACCCAUCUUCUUCUUCUGAUGAUUCCUCUUCAAUCACAACCAUAGCCACAAUAAUCUAUGAUGAGAAAACCUCUGAUUCAGAUUGGACCAAACUCACUGGUGCUCUCUUAAAUGCUCUGGUUUUUGUAGCAUUUGUAACAGUCGUUACAUUUCUAUUAGUCCUCCUUUUCUAUUGCAGAUGCAUAAAAUUCCUCAAAUAUUAUAUGGUUUUCUCCGCUUUUGUUGUUUUGUUCUUUAUGGGUGGUGGGAUUUCGUUGUUUCUUAUUCAAACCCUAUCUUUUCCCAUAGAUUGCAUCACAUUUGGGGUUCUCUGGUUCAAUUUCUCCAUAGUGGGGGUGUUAAGUUUCUCAAUGGAGAAAAACCCAAUUUUUAUUACACAAAGUUACCUUGUUUUUAUUGGGAUUAUUGUGGCUUACUGGUUCUGUCUUUUACCUGAAUGGACCACUUGGGUCUUGUUAAUUGCCAUGGCUGUCUACGAUCUUUUUGCUGUUUUGGUACCCGGAGGUCCUUUAAGGCUUUUAGUUGAGCUUUCUGUGUCAAGAGAUGAGGAAAUCCCUGCUCUUCUUUAUGAGGCUAGGCCUGUUGAGUUUCCUGGUCCUGAUCAGGUCAAUGGCCGUAGACGAUUGUGGAGGGAGAGAGAAAUUCUUGGUUCCGGUUCUGACUCUGGUUCUACCAGUAAUGGUUUGGGUUCAGCUCUAGGGAACUUGGUGGCUUCGAGUGACCAUGGGGUUAAUAUUUUGAAUUUGCAAUCGCAUAUGGGUACUGAAUCACAGAGAGAGACAAAGUUGGUUGUGGCCGAAGAGACUCAACUUAUUGGUGGUUCUGGUUCUAGUAUAAAAUCAACUCUAGGAAAACUUCUAGCUUUAGAAAACAGAAGGGCUAAUGUUUCGGAACUGAAUUUGGGUUCUGAACCAGAGAUGGAUUUGAGCUUGAUUUCCGUCGAAGAUGGUCGAUCUACUGGUGAUUCGGUUACAGAAACUGGGUCUCCAACAAUCCAGGAUUCUUCCUCUAGAUAUCUAGAAACAAUGGAAACUCAUGUAGAGUUUACUGGUAAUUCAGUUACUGAAAUUGGGUCUGAGGAAUCUCGCCCUUUAAUUGAUCGAAGAAUUGGAUUCUCUUCUAAUAGAGGAUCAGAAACAAUGGAAAUUCAUGUAGAGAGGAGGCCAAAUUUAACAGAAGUUCAGCAAAAUGAGGCAAUGGAGAUUGGUUCUUCGAGGGGUAUCAAGCUUGGUCUGGGUGACUUCAUUUUCUAUAGUGUGCUUGUUGGGAGGGCAGCCAUGUAUGAUUUCAUGGCUAUGUAUGCUUGCUACCUUGCAAUUAUUGCUGGGCUUGGUGUAACUCUCAUGCUCUUGGCUUUCUACCAAAAAGCAUUGCCAGCUCUCCCAGUGUCUAUAUUGCUCGGUAUUGUGUUCUAUUUCUUGACUCGCCUCCUUUUGGAAGGCUUUGUCGUUCAAUGUUCACUGAAUCUGAUAAUUUUUUAGAUAUGGAAAGAGAAUGGUUCCUUAUGUGUCAUUCAUUGUGAUGGAA
Messenger RNA from Amborella trichopoda, 1959 nucleotides. It is a transcript of the gene PS2, whose product is annotated as Presenilin-2. Gene Ontology annotation, molecular function: aspartic endopeptidase activity, intramembrane cleaving. Gene Ontology annotation, biological process: protein processing; membrane protein ectodomain proteolysis. Gene Ontology annotation, cellular component: gamma-secretase complex; membrane. Lineage: Eukaryota; Viridiplantae; Streptophyta; Magnoliopsida; Amborellales; Amborellaceae. The record is from RefSeq and is a predicted model, not a curated record.